This is a messenger RNA of Nomascus leucogenys (northern white-cheeked gibbon), 7042 nucleotides long. It is a transcript of the gene FZD5, whose product is annotated as frizzled class receptor 5. Lineage: Eukaryota; Metazoa; Chordata; Mammalia; Primates; Hylobatidae. Gene Ontology annotation, molecular function: Wnt receptor activity; Wnt-protein binding. Gene Ontology annotation, cellular component: plasma membrane. The record is from RefSeq and is a predicted model, not a curated record. Gene Ontology annotation, biological process: non-canonical Wnt signaling pathway; canonical Wnt signaling pathway.
AGAGGGCAGCCAGCCUGCGGCCGUGAGUCCGCUGUGGUCGCCGCCGCGCGCGGUUCCGUGCUCGCCAGAGGUGGGCGAAAGGGUGCGAGAGCGCGGGGGAGGAGCCGAGCAGGGCACGUCCCGAGAGCGUCGCCACCGCCCCCAGGAGUCCACUGGAGCGCGGAGCCCCCUGCAGGGGAGGAGGCGAGCGGCGGGCGGGACGCGGCGGCCGGCGCUCACCAUGCAGUCCCGGCCGGGCCAGCGCCGGCUGCUCGCGGUGCUGUGAGGCGGAGGGGUCCCACGGCCCCCGCCUCCUGCCUUCCUCCCGCCCAGGUGCUGCCAGGCGCGCUCGCCCUCCGUCCGGCUCCCGGCCCCGGGGAGAACGCACGGCCUGCCCCUGCCCGGCUCCGUCUGGAUCAUGCGGGGGGCUCCUGAGGAGGAGAGGGCGAGUGACUGGCCUGCGCCGCCCCUUUUCUGGGGGCGCUCCCCACUCUGAGUCGCCCCCACCUGCUGCCAUGUGCCGCUGCCACGGGUGCCCAGCCUGUCGCUAAACUUUCCCGGCGCCAGCCCGGCUCUGAGUCGCGCUUCUCAGCGGAGUGACCCAGGGACGGAGGACCCAGGCUGGCUGGGGACUGUCUGCUCCUCUCGGCGGGAUCCGUGGAGAGUCCUUUCCCUGGAAUCCGAGCCCUAACCGUCUCUCCCCAGCUCUAUCCGGCGAGGAGCGGAGCGCUGCCAGCGGAGGCAGCGCCUUCCCGAAGCAGUUUAUCUUUGGACGGUUUUCUUUAAAGGAAAAAGCAACCAACAGGUUGCCAGCCCCGGCGCCACACACGAGACGCCGGAGGGAGAAGCCCCGGCCCGGAUUCCUCUGCCUGUGUGCGUCCCUCGCGGGCUGCUGGAGGCGAGGGGAGGGAGGGGGCGAUGGCUCGGCCUGACCCAUCCGCGCCGCCCUCGCUGUUGCUGCUGCUCCUGGCGCAGCUGGUGGGCCGGGCGGCUGCCGCGUCCAAGGCCCCGGUGUGUCAGGAAAUCACGGUGCCCAUGUGCCGCGGCAUCGGCUACAACCUGACGCACAUGCCCAACCAGUUCAACCACGACACGCAGGACGAGGCGGGCCUGGAGGUGCACCAGUUCUGGCCGCUGGUGGAGAUCCAAUGCUCGCCGGACCUGCGCUUCUUCCUAUGCUCCAUGUACACGCCCAUCUGUCUGCCCGACUACCACAAGCCGCUGCCGCCCUGCCGCUCGGUGUGCGAGCGCGCCAAGGCCGGCUGCUCGCCGCUGAUGCGCCAGUACGGCUUCGCCUGGCCCGAGCGCAUGAGCUGCGACCGCCUCCCGGUGCUGGGCCGCGACGCCGAGGUCCUCUGCAUGGAUUACAACCGCAGCGAGGCCACCACGGCGCCCCCCAGGCCUUUCCCAGCCAAGCCCACCCUUCCAGGCCCGCCACGGGCGCCGGCCUCGGGGGGCGAAUGCCCCGCUGGGGGCCCGUCCGUGUGCAAGUGUCGCGAGCCCUUCGUGCCCAUUCUGAAGGAGUCACACCCGCUCUACAACAAGGUGCGGACAGGCCAGGUGCCCAACUGCGCGGUACCCUGCUACCAGCCGUCCUUCAGUGCCGACGAGCGCACGUUCGCCACCUUCUGGAUAGGCCUGUGGUCGGUGCUGUGCUUCAUCUCCACGUCCACCACAGUGGCCACCUUCCUCAUCGACAUGGAACGCUUCCGCUAUCCUGAGCGCCCCAUCAUCUUCUUGUCAGCCUGCUACCUGUGCGUGUCGCUGGGCUUCCUGGUGCGCCUGGUCGUGGGCCAUGCCAGCGUGGCCUGCAGCCGCGAGCACAACCACAUCCACUACGAGACCACGGGCCCUGCACUGUGCACCAUCGUCUUCCUCCUGGUCUACUUCUUCGGCAUGGCCAGCUCCAUCUGGUGGGUCAUCCUGUCGCUCACCUGGUUCCUGGCCGCUGGCAUGAAGUGGGGCAACGAGGCCAUCGCGGGCUACGCGCAGUACUUCCACCUGGCUGCGUGGCUCAUCCCCAGCGUCAAGUCCAUCACGGCACUGGCGCUGAGCUCCGUGGACGGGGACCCAGUGGCCGGCAUCUGCUACGUGGGCAACCAGAACCUGAACUCGCUGCGCGGCUUCGUGCUGGGCCCGCUGGUGCUCUACCUGCUGGUGGGCACGCUCUUCCUGCUGGCGGGCUUCGUGUCGCUCUUCCGCAUCCGCAGCGUCAUCAAGCAGGGCGGCACCAAGACGGACAAGCUGGAGAAGCUCAUGAUCCGCAUCGGCAUCUUCACGCUGCUCUACACGGUGCCCGCCAGCAUUGUGGUGGCCUGCUACCUGUACGAGCAGCACUACCGCGAGAGCUGGGAGGCGGCGCUCACCUGCGCCUGCCCAGGCCCCGACGCCGGCCAGCCGCGCGCCAAGCCCGAGUACUGGGUGCUCAUGCUCAAGUACUUCAUGUGCCUGGUGGUGGGCAUCACGUCGGGCGUCUGGAUCUGGUCGGGCAAGACGGUGGAAUCGUGGCGGCGUUUCACCAGCCGCUGCUGCUGCCGCCCGCGGCGCGGCCACAAGAGUGGGGGCGCCAUGGCCGCCGGGGACUACCCCGAGGCGAGCGCCGCGCUCACAGGCAGGACCGGGCCGUCGGGCCCCGCCGCCACCUACCACAAGCAGGUGUCCCUGUCGCACGUGUAGGAGGCUGCCGCCGAGGGACCCGGCGGGAGAGCUGAGGGGAGGGGGGCGUUUUGUUUGGUAGUUUUGCCAAGGUCACUUCCGUUUACCUUCAUGGUGCUGUUGCCCCCUCCCGCGGCGACUUGGAGAGAGGGAAGAGGGGCGUUUUCGAGGAAGAAUCUGUCCCAGGUCUUCUCCAAGGGGCCCAGCUCACGUGUAUUCUGUUUUGCGUUUCUUACUGCCUUCUUUAUGAGAACCCUCUUUUUAAUUUAUAUGUAUUUUUCUUAAUUUGUAACUUUGUUGCAUUUUGGCAACAAUUUACCUUUGCUUUGGGGGCUUUACAAUCCUAAGGUUGGCGUUGUAAUGAAGUUCCACUUGGUUCAGGUUUCUUUGAACUGUGUGGUCUCAAUUGGGAAAAUAUAUUUCCUAUACGUGUGUCUUUAAAAAAAAAUGUGAACAGUGAACGUUUCGGUUGCUGUGACUGGGAAGUUGUUGGGUGUGCUUUUUCAGCCAGCUUCUCCUUCCACUGCUUGAAGUGUCCAUGAUUCUUUAAGGUGAGCUGCAGUUUAUAGCCCCAGGUCAUACCUAGGAGGGGAGCAUAAUGUGCUCAGGGCCUCCCCAAAGUGACAAGGUUAGGGAGUGCUUAGCGAUUUUGUGUUCAGCCUUAGCUUUGUUUAUAGAAGGAGGUUCAGUUUCUUUUCUGUAGUGCUUGUAAUAAUUCUCACUCCUAACAGCACCAUCGUUGUGUCUUGAAUAAGUUAGAGGUAGCAUUAUAGAGGAUCUGGCAUAAAUAUUUGCAAUAGUGAGAGCCUAAGGGAUGGUGAUUGGUGGAGCUUGAAUUUUAGGCUGGUGAGAUGGCAGCUUUGUGCCUGAGAGGUAGUGGGCGGUUCUUAGGCUUCAGUGAUCCCCCCACCUUUUUUUUUUAAAGGAACUUAUGUUGUAAUUUUGGUAAAAGUAUAAACCCACUCCCUCUGGACAGUACUUAGCAAUAGUUGCUAAAGGGGGCUCCUUUUUAAAUGUAAGGACUGAAAUGGAUAUACUUCUAAUAAUUAAAGUAAAUUUCCAACACUUAUUUUCUCCACCCCCUCACCCCUCCCCCUUUAUCAUGUUAAACAGCCUUUUUGCUUUUCUUAUUCCUCCUCUCCUGGAGAGCUGUGAUUAGAAACCACACCCACCCUUGAAUGAAGUGCUUGAACUGGGGGAGGGAGGCUGGCUACCUGUGAACAAACAUUGGCCCAAAUAAGGGAAAAUAAGUGUCCCUGGACUUUGGACUAGUUUAUAGCCAGAUAUUCCGAGAGCAGCAAGACGUUGCUCUCUGCCGUCUCUGAAAACAAAAGAGACGCAUAACAUGCUUGCACAACCUUUUAAAAUAUAGAUCAGUGUAGUGCUACCUCUAUAGUUUUCUUCCUCUUCUGAGAAAGCCUGUAUAUUGAUGAUCACACACACACACACACACAGUUUGCAAUUAGAGAAUUUGGUUUGCUUUACUAAUCUGUUUAACUAUUUCUUCAUUCAUUAUGACCGCUUAUAUUGAUGAACACACACACAGAGGUUUCUUUGCUAUUAGAAAAUUCUGUUUGCUUUCCUAAUCUGUUUAAGCAUUCAUUCAUGAAGAGUGUGGGGCCAUUACUGGGGAAGGGGGGUGACAGUGCCUCAGCCAGCAAAACACCAAUGACCAGGACUGGGGACUAAAUUUAGGAAGCUAAAAUGGCCAGAGCAAUUAACAUUUGAGAAAGUCCUGUCUAGGAAAACAACUGGAGUGUAGGCAUUUGUAAUUCAUUUAUACCAAAGUUGGAAAAGUAAAAUUUAAGCCUAGGUCAAUUUUUACUUCAUGGAUGUUAAAUAGACAAAUGCAUAGUUCCCAAGGGGAAUUUAAACACUUUACAGGUGGGAAGAAACCUAGUAUUAAAGUUUUAAGGACUCUCAAAAACUUCACAUUUAUUAAAAUGCACUGCUCUUACCCAAUUUAGCCUCUGAAUCAAAAUUUCAGUGGAUUCUACAAAACCUCAUACAAAUAGCUACAGAACUUUGUGCCUAUUUUAUUCCUCUAUUUAUUCUUCUAGGAAGAAGCCUCUUCCUAGAAUCUUGAAAUAGAUCCCUUGACUGAAUGCCAAUUCCUCUCCUGUUUUUCAAAUGAGAGAACCUUUUCUGAUCACCUUGACCUUUUCCCUCAUUUCAUAUGUCUUCCCAGAAAGUACACAGACAGCUCUGCUGCCUUCAGUCGUUGUGCCUCAUUUGGGUUGUCCCUCCUUCUUUGUGGAGAAAUCUAGAAAUGAUGCGCAGUGUAUCCAAAAGUUGUGGGAUGAAGUGGAUGAAAGUGAUUUAAUUCAUUUUUAGAAUUUGUUUUUUUUCAUUUUAGCAACAUGCUGAACAACUAAUUUACUUUAAAAAUAAGCCAGUUAAAGGACGCUAAGCCCAAGUGGGGGGGCAAUAUUAGUCAGGAUCUUUGGGGUCUAAUUCCAGACCAACUUUCAGAGGCACUUCUUUGUCUCUGUUCUCACCUCUGCUGUCCCUCUCUUCCCUCAUCCCCUAAGAGAGACAAAGAUAAAAGCCCACCUGCUUCCCUAAGUCUUACUGAGAUCAGCCACCCCAGGGGAGAGAAACGGCCACCCCGUUUCCAUCCAUAUACUUAAUUCCCCCAAUUUGCAUGUGAUUAUGGCAACAAGUCAUGCUCAUGAAAACAACUGUAAAAUAAAAGGUUAUGGAAUAGUUCAGCAACUUCUUCACAGCCAGCUUUGUGGAGCUGGGGAGGACUUAGGGCCCAUUGGAGUCUCUUAUGUGUACAGCUUCAGGGCUGUCCCUUUCAGUUUGAUUUUAAGCAAUGCCUCACUUCCUAGUUUGGGGGGUGAGGAUUCCAUUCAGGUAGGUUGUCUAAAGGAACUAAUGGGACCUCUCAGUGAAUCAGCUGACCAGAUUUUAGGAAAUCUUUUUAAUGAUUUCCCUUCUCACAUUUUCUAUGAUUUCCCUUCUUACAUUUUGAAAUGGUAAAAUUGACUGGAAAUAAUUUUUCUUGGUGCCUUAUUGGUUUAUCCUUGCAAACCUUUGUCAUAUUUUCUCACGACCAUUGCCAGUGACCAAGGCCCAUGUGUGUGUUGUGUGUAAUUGUGCGCAUGUACAAGCUUAAAUAACGUGCCGACAGCACUGUUUCAAAGUUGGUAUUCAUUAGGCUGUUUCCUCCUGGGCUGGAGCUGCACUAAUCCUGACACCGGCUGCCAGGAGAAAACCUCAUGGAUCACACACCAAACCUUAAUAACAGCAUCCGUGACCUGCACUCUCCAGUACAGAAUGGGAACCCCAGAGCUAGGAAAUGUAGUUGUAUAUUUUAAUGAACUGCUACCCCAGCCAAAGAAGCUUCUUUCACUUUUGUGCUCUACAGAAAGCCCAAGGGGGGUAGGAGGGACAAAGCUUUGAAUAACUGCUUUCUAACACUAAAUGUGGCCAACAGGACAGAGCACAUCACACAUAUAGGCAGGUGUGAGGGACAGUGGCUAAGAAUUGCCUGCUCCCUCUGCAUGCUCUUUCUUGUUUCCAAAGUCCAAUCAAGUGAUCCUGGGAAAGAAAUCUGUCUGGAUUGGGGAGGGCGGUUCUGAAAGAACUGCCAAGACAUUAAAGAAGGGUGAAGAGUAGGCAGAAUAUAAGUAGCUAACCUGAGUCAAGACUCUCAAAAGCUAGCAGCCUGAUGACAAUAGGAUUUAUUUCAGCCAGGAUAAUGUCUGUCUGUGAGUGCAUCAUUUUAAGACAGUAUGACUUCAUGUUGUUACAAACUAUGUAUAGUAUGUAUGUUUUGUGGGUUGUGUAUAUACAUAAUAUAUAUUAUAUAUAUAUAUGAGAGAUUUGGUGACUUUUGAUACGGGUUUGGUGCAGGUGAAUUUAUUACUGAGCCAAAUGAGGCACAUACCGAGUCAGUAGUUCAAGUCCAGGGCAUUCAAUACUUUUUAUGAUUUCCAUAUAUGUAUAGUGCCUAUCCCAUGCUGUAGUCACUGUUAUGUUAAAUCCAGAAGUUACACCAGAGCCAGCGAUACUUUAUUUGUAGACAAUCAAUUUGAAUCCAUAUGUUAUUACUGGAAGAUGAUACAUGAUUACAGUCCUGAAUCUGUAACACUUACAAAAGGAAACCCAGAGCAGCUUGAUGAGUUUUUGUUUCUGCUUCGUUCCUGGGAGUCAGUAGAAACAGCAGUUGUGUGUGGUUAUGUUAGUCUCAAGAUACUUAAUUUGUUGACCUUACUUCAGAAAAAUUUUGUAUGUAUUAUAUUUGUGGGAAGGUAAAAUAAUCGUUUGAGAUUUUUAUCAAAUAUGAAGAUUAGUUAUUUAUGAAAAACAAAGAAAUGUCUAUUUUUCUUUGUUCCCAAUUAAUGUAGAUAAAUUUUAAAACACAUUAAAGUAAUGGUAAAGACAAUAAAAAGAUGCUGUA